CAUUUAGAUGGUUGUUAUUUUGAUAGGUUCUUGGAGGUAAACCCGGAAGGAAAGGUUCCAGUGGUGAAAUUUGAUGACAAAUGGGUCUCAGACUCUGAUGUGAUUGUUGGGAUCUUAGAGGAGAAAUACCCUGAGCCCUCUCUUGCCACUCCUCCGGAAUUUGCCUCUGUGGGCUCAAAGAUAUUCCCAUCUUUCGUCAAGUUCUUGAAGAGCAAGGAUCCCAACGAUGGUACUGAGCAGGCUUUGCUUGAGGAAUUGAAGGCGUUGGAUGAUCAUCUUAAAGCACACGGUCCAUUCAUUGCUGGAGAAAAGAUCACUGCUGUAGAUUUGAGCUUGGCUCCGAAGCUUUACCAUCUUGAGGUUGCUCUUGCCCAUUUCAAGAACUGGACUAUCCCUGACAAGUUGACACAUGUCCUCAACUACAUAAAGUUGCUGUUCUCCCAUGAAUCUUUCGAGAAGACGAAGGCUGCUAAGGAACAUAUCAUUGCUGGAUGGGAGCCAAAGGUCAAUGCAUGAAUUCGUUCCAAAUUAUAAGCUAUCAGAAUCUGGUUAUGUACUGUGCUUUAGCCUUCUCUAUCAGAAAAGGGCAAGAAAGAAAGAAAGUUAAAGAAAGUUGAGCCUGGUGUAUGUCAGACAUUUUAAAACCAAGCUGGUUGCUGUGUGUUCUAUCAUCUAAUAAAAUCUAUUAACCUAUCAAUGUGAAAUGGCUGGCAUUGUAUUUUUCUAGCAACGCGUUUCUGUUGUUUUGUUAUGAGAGCACUGGCUAAUGUCCAUUCUGUUAGUUUGCUC
Molecule: messenger RNA, 789 nt
Organism: Populus trichocarpa (black cottonwood)
Lineage: Eukaryota; Viridiplantae; Streptophyta; Magnoliopsida; Malpighiales; Salicaceae
Product: glutathione S-transferase DHAR2
Exons: 4
Biological process (GO): protein glutathionylation; ascorbate glutathione cycle; cellular oxidant detoxification
Molecular function (GO): glutathione dehydrogenase (ascorbate) activity
Source: RefSeq, a predicted model, not a curated record